Molecule: messenger RNA, 1876 nt
Organism: Melitaea cinxia (Glanville fritillary)
Lineage: Eukaryota; Metazoa; Arthropoda; Insecta; Lepidoptera; Nymphalidae
Gene: Ahsa1
Product: activator of 90 kDa heat shock protein ATPase homolog 1
Exons: 4
Coding region: 274-1299 (341 amino acids)
Biological process (GO): protein folding; positive regulation of ATP-dependent activity
Cellular component (GO): cytosol
Molecular function (GO): ATPase activator activity; protein-folding chaperone binding
Source: RefSeq, a predicted model, not a curated record
UUUUACCUGCUUUGACUUAAGAUUCAUGCAUUCACGACGUUUCUCGAAUAAUAUGAACUAACGUUUUCGACUGACAUAGAUUUACCAAGCGAAUACUUUGCGAAGUUGACUAAAUAUUAGCGUGAUAAAUACUGCUAUGUAUGAGUAUUAAUUGAACUAAUUAAUACAAUUUUCGUGACAGCUGGCAAACCUUGAAUUACGUCUAUUUGUAGUGAUUAAAAAAAAAAAAAACGCGGAUCAUUGACCACCUCGUGCUAACGUUUGUACUGGAAAAUGGCCAAAUGGGGAGAAGGUGAUCCUCGGUGGAUCGUUGAGGAACGACCUGAUGCCACGAAUGUGAAUAACUGGCACUGGACGGAGAAAAAUGCCGGGCCCUGGUCGAAAGAUCGGCUGAAAGAGUUAUUGAAUAACUUGAAGAUAGCGCAAAAUGGUAUAGACUGUAAGAUUACUGAAGUAGAGAAAAUUGACGGAGAGGCAACUGCAAAUAAUAGGAAAGGAAAAUUAAUCUUUUUCUACGAAUGGGAUAUUAAACUAAAGUGGGAAGGUGUGUUGGCUGGAGCCAAGGAUAAGGUGAAGGGUGAGGUUCACAUCCCGAACUUGUCCGAAGAAAACGAUGUCAGUGAAGUAGAUAUGACUGUCACAAUCAAAGGCAGCGGUGAUGAAGCUCAGAGACUAAAGGCAUUCAUGCAUAAUGUCGGACGAGAUGAGAUUCGAAAGCAAUUGAAGGAGUACAUCAGAAGUUUGAAAGAGGAAUUCUCGAAGGGCUUAAUCCUGCCCAAGAAGGGGGAAACCCCAAUCAAGCCAGACAAUGUUUCAACAAUCACGAGCGGAUUUAAUAAGAAAAUUAACAUGGAACCAGUUAUCAGUUCACAGAAUACGCCAAUUGGUUGUAAAUUAGACACGAAAACGAUCGAGCUCUCUGAGUCAUUUCAAUGUCGGGCUCAAGAGUUUUAUGAUGCAAUGACACGAAUAGAAAUGGUAACGGCUUUCACUCAGGGUCACGUAAAAAUGGAAGCUGAAAAGGGUGGCAAGUUUUCUCUGUUCGGUGGCAACGUUAGUGGUGAAUUCCGAGAAUUGGUUCCCGGUAAAAAGAUUGUUCAGUACUGGAGAUACAAACAGUGGCCUGAUCAACAUUUUUCUGAAGUUACCUUCAAUAUUGAAGAAAAGGAUGACCAUACUUUAGUAUCUCUGAAGCAAGAUCUAGUUCCAGCGACGGAAGUAGAUCAGACUCGCGAAAACUGGAAACGAUAUUACUUUGACAGCAUCAAGAGAGCGUUCGGCUUUGGAGCCUUCCUGUGAUUUCAGCUUGAAUUAGACAAAUUAGGUUCAAUUGUAUCGCACCACAAUACAUUGAAGAUCGUUAGAAUUGGCAAGUUUGCAAUUUUAUUUUGUAAACUUCGGGGAUGGAUAAAAUGAUUUAGCGAUUUUUAUUGAAAACUUUUAUAUUAUGUUAUUAUUGUAUUAAGUUAUGAGCUACUUAAUGAUUAAAAGAAGGUUUAAUAUGUUUUGUGUGCUACCUUAAUACAUUAAAUGGUAUCUAAUACCUGCAUUGAAUUUUUUAAUUGUAUAUGUAUGAAUUUUUGUAUACAUAUUUGUUUUUAAAUCUACCCUCAAGGGUAAAUAACAGGGCUAUUAUUAUUUUUUUUCGAAAUAUCGCCAAAUAAUUUUUCAAUCGCUUUAUACUUUUGUCUAACCCCUGUAUAGAAUCUGUGAUUUCGAAUCCAUUGUUUUCAAAACAUGUAUAACAUUCGCUUUAGUAUUUGUGUACAUUUAAAGUUCAAUAGUAUUUGUAUCACCAUCUCAUUGCUUCACUAGCAUAUUGUGAAACUCUUUAAUUUAUGGUUUUUCAAAUAAAUUAUGUUAAGAUGUAUUAAAA